CAUUCUUGUUCACGUGUUUUCCAGUUCCUGGAUGGGUGUAACCAGCAUGUCUGUGGUGAGCAACUACUUUCCUUGUUUCUGACAGUUAGACACUGCAGGGUGAAAUGGCACAGCAAGAAAAGUUCUGCUGUUCAAUCUGUCUGGAUCUACUGAAGGAUCCGGUGACUAUUCCCUGUGGACACAACUACUGCAUGAACUGUAUUAAAACCCACUGGGAUGGAGAGGAUCAGAAGGAAAAUUGUAGGUGCCCUCAGUGCAGACACCCCUUCACACCGAGGCCUGUCCUGGUGAAAAACACGAUGUUAGCAGAUUUAGUGGAGGAGUGGAAGAAGACUGGACUCCAAGCUGCUCCUGCUGAUCACUGCUAUGCUGGACCUGAAGAUGUGGCCUGUGAUGUCUGCACUGGAAGACAAAUGAAAGCCUUCAAGUCCUGUUUAUUUUGUCUGGCAUCUUACUGUAAGGAACACCUUCAGCCUCAUUAUGAUGUGGCUGCAUUAAUGAAACACAAGCUGGUGGAGCCCUCCAAGAAGCUCCAGGAGAACAUCUGCUCUCGUCAUGAUGAGGUGAUGAAGAUGUUCUGCCGUACUGAUCAGCAGAGUAUCUGUUAUCUCUGCUGUGUGGAUGAACAUAAAGGCCACGACACAGUCUCAGCUGCAGCAGAAAGGACUGAGAGGCAGAGAGAGCUGGAGGUGAGUCGACAAAACAUCCAGCAGAGAAUCCAGGACAGAGAGAAAGAUGUGAAGCUGCUUCAACAGGAGGUGGAGGCCAUCAAUCAGUCUGCUGAUCAAACAGUGGAGCACAGUGAGAAGAUCUUCACUGAGCUGAUCCAUCUCAUCCAGAAAAGAAGCUCUGAUGUGAAGCAGCAGAUCAGAUCCCAGCAGGAAACUGAAGUGAGUCGAGUCAAAGAGCUUGAGGAGAAGCUGGAGCAGGAGAUCACUGAGCUGAAGAGGAAAGAUGCUGAGCUGAAGCAGCUCUCUCACACAGAGGAUCACAUCCAGUUUCUACACAACUACCCCUCACUGUCAGCACUCAGUGAGUCUACAGACUCAUCCAGCAUCAAUAUCCGUCCUCUGAGCUACUUUGAGGAUGUGACAGCAGCUGUGUCAGAGGUCAGAGAUAAACUACAGGACAUUCUGAGAGAGGACUGGACAAACAUCUCACUGACAGUCACUGAAGUGGAGCCAGAGCCAAAGACCAGAGCUGGAUUCUUAAAAUAUUCAUGUGAAAUCACACUGGAUCCAAACACAGCAAACAAACAGCUGUUAUUAUCAGAGGGGAACAGAAAAGUAACAGUAAUGAAUGAACAACAGUGUUAUUAUCAUCAUCCAGACAGAUUCACUUAUUGGUGUCAGGCCCUGAGUAGAGAGAGUCUGACUGGACGUUGUUACUGGGAGGUGGAGUGGAGAGGGAGAGGAAUUCAUGUCGCAGUCGCUUACAAGGAUAUCAGUAGAACAGGGUGGGGUAAUGAGUGUAAAUUGGGACGUAAUGAAAAUUCUUGGGCAUUCAAUUAUUACAAAAGUAGUUAUACAUUUUGGUACAACAACAUCCAAACUCCUGUCUCAGGUCCUCAGUCCUCCAGAGUAGGAGUGUACCUGGAUCACAGAGCAGGUAUUUUGUCCUUCUACAGCGUCUCUGAAACCAUGACUCUCCUCCACAGAGUCCAGACCACAUUCACUCAGCCGCUCUAUGCUGGACUCUGGCUUUACUCUGGUGUAAUAAGUGCUAAAUUCUGUAAACUAUAAUAGAAUUUCAUAUUCAUAUAAAUGUGCAUUUAAUGUUUUCUCCAUCAUUGUUGUGCCAUUUCUGUUCUGCACAGAGAUCAGCUGUCAGUCAACAUUGUGGGUGGUACCUCGACAUUUUCCAGUUGUUCUCUUGAUGUUUUGGAGUUCAUUCUCUGGAGAUUAUUCAUUUGUCUGUUUAGCCAUGGAGGCUAUCAUCACGCAUAAUGUUUUUAAUUUGUAAAAUUAUUUUUUACAUGAAAAUGGAAACAUCUCUGUGCUCCAAAUGUAUAAAUGAAUAUUUGUAUUGAUGUCUUUUUACCUUGUUGUUUCUGUUCCACUUCAAGGACAGAGACAUGGGCAGACCCCCUUUAAAGAAAUGUUCACACAGUUUUUUGUAUCAGUAUAUGAAGAAAGAAUAGAGAAUUAUAUUUAUGUUUAGCACACCAAAUACUUAUGAUGUUGUUGUCUAAGCUGACAAACAAAUUGAAGGUUUUAAUAAUUAAAAGAAUGUC
Messenger RNA from Pelmatolapia mariae (spotted tilapia), 2233 nucleotides. RefSeq names its product tripartite motif-containing protein 16-like. The transcript has a single exon. The record is from RefSeq and is a predicted model, not a curated record. Gene Ontology annotation, molecular function: protein binding; zinc ion binding. Bases 105 to 1742 code for a protein of 545 amino acids. NCBI's taxonomy places the organism in Eukaryota, Metazoa, Chordata, Actinopteri, Cichliformes, Cichlidae.